CUAUCCUUCAACAUUAACUCCAGCUGCUGUCCCACUCCUCUCACCACAUGGACAGCGUUCAAAGAAAUCCCACAGACAACUCACCAAGCCAAUCCUUCGCUGCUUGCUGUAUUUAGUCCUUGCCUUCUUCGUCAUGCUGUAUGACCCCAUCCUGCUGUCAAUCACUGGCUCCAACUCACCAUAGCAGAGGCAUCAUCCAGUUCAUCGUCAUCACAUGCGGCAUCGUCAUAACUUUCUUCCCGGAUGAAUUCGAUCGCGCAUCCAAUUACUGGCACCAUCGACAUCAUAAUCUCAACACAGCCGAAGCGGUGUCGCAUUGGCCCACCGACAUUUCAAGGGAUAUUACCCCGAUCGGCUGCCACUCCCACAACGACUACUGGCGUCGAGUGCCCCUUUUCUCAGCACUACAGGCAGGAUGCAUCAGCGUUGAGGCUGACGUAUGGCUGUUCGAUGACGAUCUCUACGUGGGACACACCACCUCAGCCCUUGCGCCCAAACGAACAUUGCGAACCAUGUACAUUGAGCCGUUGCUUAGGGUGCUCGACAAGCAGAAUCCAACCACGCACUUUAACCGUGACCGACAUGCAGCUUCAGCUUCAGCUUCACGUGCUCAGGGCGUUUUCGAUACCGAUCCAGCGCAGACCCUGGUUCUGCUGAUUGAUUUCAAGACUGACGGGCCUGCAACUUGGUCGCAUGUUGUUGCGCAGCUAUCGCCUCUGCGCGAGCGUGGCUACUUGACUCAUUUUAAUGGGAAAGAGGUCAUCCCAGGCCCUGUGACUGUCGUUGGAACAGGGAAUACCCCGUUUGAUUUACUGACGUCAGUUUCUACGUAUCGAGAUAUUUUCUUCGACGCACCUCUUGAUGUAUUGAUUGACGACAACAACACCACCUCCACACAGUACCAAGAUGAAGGUAACCAAGCGCCCCAGAACACUAUAGCCAAACCAGCACCUACCGGAAAUCGCGGCCAAGGCUUGUCCGGCACUUCUGCGGACAUGAUUAUCAACCCCAACACAUUCAACACCACCAACAGCUACUACGCUUCUGUCUCCUUCCGGAAAUCAAUCGGAAUGCCCUGGCAGUUCCAUCUCAGUGACCAGCAGAUGGCUCGUAUCAGGAAACACGUUCAAGCAGCCCAUAGCCAUGGACUCAAGGUUCGAUACUGGGGUAUCCCUAGCUGGCCUCGGAGCUUGAGGAACCACAUCUGGACCGUGUUGGCCCGGGAAAGUGUUGAUAUUCUUAAUGUAGAUGAUCUAGAAAGUGCCGCUAGGAAGGAUUGGCGGCCUAGUUUGUUUGAUUGGUGGAGUUGAUCUCGGCAUCGAGUGCCUAAACUGAGAUCGACCUUGGUUAGGUACUUAAGAUACUUGGCUUGGAUUACGGCGUUGUGGUUUAUCAUAGAUAGUAGAUACCUUUGGGAUGUUGGACUCGUGUUUUGGUAAUAAAUAUAGAACUUUCAAUAACCUUUUUUUUUUCUUUUCUC
Messenger RNA from Aspergillus wentii DTO 134E9, 1480 nucleotides. RefSeq lists its product as uncharacterized. Lineage: Eukaryota; Fungi; Ascomycota; Eurotiomycetes; Eurotiales; Aspergillaceae. Bases 141 to 1310 code for a protein of 389 amino acids. The record is from RefSeq and is a predicted model, not a curated record. Gene Ontology annotation, molecular function: phosphoric diester hydrolase activity. Gene Ontology annotation, biological process: lipid metabolic process. The transcript has a single exon.